This is a messenger RNA of Penicillium alfredii, 906 nucleotides long. RefSeq lists its product as uncharacterized. The record is from RefSeq and is a predicted model, not a curated record. The coding region runs from base 1 to 906 and encodes 301 amino acids. Lineage: Eukaryota; Fungi; Ascomycota; Eurotiomycetes; Eurotiales; Aspergillaceae. The transcript has a single exon.
AUGACCGUCUCAUUCCUCUCCGUGUUUCGCUGCACGAGACGUCGCAAACGCCCGGAUUCAUCACAGUCCUCAUCCUCAUCAACAUCCAAACAGCCCUCAUCCAAGACGCCUGCCAUGGAUCUGUCAUCUCUGGAGGGGCCCCCAAUGCUCGACCCGCGGUACAUCGUCCCGCCCGCCGAGGAAACAUCUCGCGUGCCCUAUCACCCCCCAUCACCAUCACCAUCACCGUCAUCAUCAUCAUUCGCACAAGCCAACCAAAAUCUUCGCCCAUACCCCAAACCACUGCCGCCCCAGCCUGCCAGAACAAGGUCCAUUUCCCAGCGCCACCCCGCCCAUCGCCAUGCCUCCCGGCCUAGCAACGGCUCCUCGGAUCUCUCGCGAAGAGGCGGUGCCCUGCAGCGAACACCUGCUCAACGAGGGCGCAGGAGUCUCUCGGAGGAGUUGCAGUUUGGCGAGCUCCCUGCCGCACAAGAGCAGGGGCAGCACCAGCAAAGAGAGCAUGCCCCGUUAGAGACUCCCAUAUCUCCCUGCUCCACGCUCCCCUUCUCACCCUGCACCACGCUUCCCUUCUCGCCCUGCUCUCCGCAAAACACCGCGGCCCGCCGCGUGAGCACUGCCAGCUCGCUUGUUUGGCUCGACAACGAGGAGCGCUGGAUGGUUGCCGCCGACUCGGCGCCCCUGUCACGUCGCCAGACCCGCGACAGCCACCAGCUGCCUCUGUGUCUGCCCACGCUGUCAGAUCAUCGGUUGCUGGAACGCUCGGACGAUGAUCUCGAGCGCGAGGAACAUCCUCCAACUUAUGAAAGCCAUGAGUUCAGUCCCACGCAUGUCUUCCGGUUGAAUAAUGAUGUCUGGGGCUGGUCGGCGAUGGCUCGGCGGGUGCGACAGUUGUCGACUGGGGGGUGA